Molecule: messenger RNA, 2992 nt
Organism: Bubalus bubalis (water buffalo)
Lineage: Eukaryota; Metazoa; Chordata; Mammalia; Artiodactyla; Bovidae
Gene: CFAP126
Product: cilia and flagella associated protein 126
Exons: 5
Coding region: 1706-2320 (204 amino acids)
Biological process (GO): cilium organization
Cellular component (GO): ciliary basal body
Source: RefSeq, a predicted model, not a curated record
UAGCAGCAUACCCUAAAAUGAAAUAAUAUACUGCUAUGAAAAAAAUCCCCAAAAUGGUCAAAAAAGCAAAUCACCAAACAAUGUGGACAGCUUACUCCCAUUAGUCUAAGAAUGCCUAUAAUAUUUCUGGAAGGAGACACAAGAAAAUAAUAACAGUAGUUGCCUUUGAGGAGCAAGAAUGGGAGCUGAAGUCAGAUGGAGAUUUGCUCUUCAUUAAAUACCCUUCUGUAAAAAUGAAACUUUCUUCCCCAUGUACAUUUUUUUAAUGAAACAAAAACUAGUUAAUUAAAAAAAUAAGAGUGCAACCAUCGUAUAACAUUACAUCUCUGUUAGAAAAGCAUACCAGCUAAAUAUAGAAGUUCUAAGAGAGAUGAUGCUUGCUUAAGUAUAAUCAUGGCUUUAGGGACCAAAAUAUUAUCACUCUAGAGAGUGAUGAGAACCACAGCGACUGAACACAUGAGUCUCCUUUCCAGACCUCGUAUUAUCCAUCUGUUAACUACCUCUAAAAUAAGAGCUGUUUCUACCUCCACCUCUAGAAGUGUAUGAGUGUUCUUGUACUUGGUGUAUUGAUUGGGAUAAGGACUUUGGGGGAAGAAGGAAGGGAGAAGGACUGACAAGCAUCCACUAAAAUGCUCUCCUGGAUCUCAAUGAUCUAUUUUUUUUCUUUGACAACUUAUUUCUUAGUUUUUUUCCUUUCAUCUUAACACCUUACACAUAAACUUUAUAAUUCAGAAAGCACAAUUCCACUUUCUCCCUAACAACCCAGUAGAUAGGUCUGAUAAUGCCAUUUUAGAUGAGUCUCAGAGAGGUCGCCUGAUCCAAUAGAUAUUAGGUUUGUGUCCUAGCAUCACCACUUCAUCUUCUAAAUCUGUUACUUUCCACACUACAGCAUUCUUUCAUCAUCCCUGCUCAGUCUCAUGGCACCAACUCCAGAUUCCACCUCAACCCAGCCAACAUCAAGCACCUGUAUUCUUAGGCUGUAUGAUUCUAGAGAGUGAUGGUAGAGACAGGAGUCAAUUAAGAACAAAAGAUAAGAUAUGUUUUUCUUUCUGGGAACAAAUCUGAAUAGACUGCUUUUUAAAACAUCAUUCCUUUGUUCUGUCUGAGAAAAUGAAGUAGUGUACCCUGUAAACAGGGUCUUGGCAGUACUGAGCACAUUAUCUAGAUACUUAAUUCACUUUACCUGGUUUCCCCGGUAAAGGUUCUAUUAUAUCAUCUUCACAAUACAAAUGACUACAGAAAUUCAGUGAAGGGAUGUCAAUUGCUUUAUAUCACACAGCUCCUAUGUUCCUGUGUUGAAUAAGGACUCAGACCCCAGUGUCUGGGUCUAAAGUAUGUUGAACAUUACACCACUCCACCCAAAGAACAAACACUGCUCUUGGGCUCCAUAAUUUGCUAGGGUGGUUAAAGAGCCCAGUCAAAGACAACCUGGAAGUUCUUAAAGCAUGCUAAGAACCUGGAAGUUAUGCUAGAAAAGUCAGGGCCGCUAUUCAACCAGUUUUCCCCCAUUUAUUUACUCUGUCCCUCACAUCUCUAAAAUGAAAAUGCACCUAAGUUUCAGGGGAGAAUACUGGGGGCACUAUCACCCAAUAAAAUGAAUAACAAGAAGCAAAAGGCAGCCCCUGCUAAUUGCGAGGCCCUCCCGCAAGGGCUGCCUUCUGCGGUUGCCAGGCAACAAAGGUAAACAGCAGGAAGUGGCAGGAUCAUGGCCACUAACUACAGUGCCAACCAGUACGAGAAACCUUUCUCACCCAAGUAUCUGCAGAACUGGUCUCUUGCGAAGCCAACAAAAGAGAGGAUUUCUUCCCAUCAAGGCUACACUCAGAUUAUUGCCAAUGAUCGUGGUCAUCUGUUGCCUUCAGUGCCCCGUUCCAAGGCAAGUCCCUGGGGCUCCUUCAUGGGCACCUGGCAAAUGCCUCUGAAGGUACCCCCUGCUCGGGCGACCCUGACCUCCCGUACAGCUGCUGGUGCUGCCUCCCUCACCAGAUGGAUACAGAAAAAUCCUGAUUUACUUAAGGCUUCCAAUGGGUUGCGUCCUGAAAUCUUCGGCAAGCCCCAUUAUCCAGACAGUCAGAAGAAACUCAGGAAAUCUAUCACAAAGACUGUACAACAAGCACCAAGCCCCACCAUAAUCCCAAGCUCCCCAGCCUCAAAUCUCAAUUCCCCAGAUCAACUCCAAAGCUCACAUCCCUCUGCGGGUCACACUCCAGGUCCCCAAAGCCCACUCAACUCUCCAGAGUGCCCACCUGGAAGCCCGUGUUUGCCCCACGCAGGCCGUAAUCUAGCCGAGGUCCAGAAAUGCAAACCUGCAACUCCGUAAGGGUCUAAGGGACUGAGUGGCCUAAGGAAGACCCCCCCUUAAUCAGGGAAAUUACAGAUGGGAAUAAAGGCAAAUUUGUAAAAUAAACUUUUUUUUGUUAUUGGAGUAUAGUUGCUUUACAAUUUUGUGUUAGUAACAUUGUAUGUUGAAUCUUUUACUGACUUGAAAUUUUUCUCUUCAGCUCUUGAGGUAGGAGGUAGAUGGGCACCCUCCACCUCACUCCCCCAAGGUAAAGCGAUUGGAGAUUCAUUACCUAUAAACUGAAACUCCACUUCAAGGCAAUAGCAGGACAAUUAAGGGAGGAGGCUGGGCCCUGUUCAAACCAUUUCUCACUCUGGAAGUCAGGAGACCUCCCCAACCACACAUGCACAGAAAGGCUCCUUGCAGGCAGAAGCGGGGAGCAAUGUCAAGGGAUGCUCUACCCAUAACACCUCUUCAGUAGAAUCCACCUUGGCUAAGAGAUGUGUGCACUCACCUGAGAGAAUCCUGAUAUACCACAUAUGGACUGUGAACCAGACAAGUCAAAAUGAUUGGCCAAAGGAAACCAACAAGAAAUGCCUCAUAAAAGUAAUUCAAACUGCUUUGAGGGCACAAGUCUGGGACAGUCUGCCUGUGUGCCUAUCCACAUGUAUUAUACUCUUUUUCCUCUUAAUAAAUACCUUACUUGCUUCA